Molecule: messenger RNA, 717 nt
Organism: Linum tenue
Lineage: Eukaryota; Viridiplantae; Streptophyta; Magnoliopsida; Malpighiales; Linaceae
Source: the annotation of a GenBank genome assembly
AUGUUCUUGACCUGUUUGUUGGGGACCACCUUGUUUGUGGACAGGAGUGGGGAUCGGGCGCAGGUUUGGCCUCUCCAGUUCUUGGGGGACACUAGACGGGUGAGGAAAUAUUCUUGGGGGUCUGCUACACUCGCCUAUUUGUAUAGGCAACUCGGCAUGGCGUCUCGAGCGGAUUGCAAAGGCAUGGGUGGCUGUUUGACCCUCCUUCAGAGCUGGAUCUACGAGUACUUCCCGUGUUUACGAGAUCAGAAGUUGGGGACACGUGGAGUGGUGUGCGGGGAACCUUUUGCUAAGAAGUGGGAGGGGGAGUUGAUGAAUGAGAGGUUGGAUCACUAUCAUCGAGUACUGGAUAAUAUGACAGAUGAGUUUGUUUUUUGGUGCCCAUUCGGCCUCAGACCUGGUGAGAUGGUCUCUCGUUCUUUGUACUCUGGUGUCAUUCGGUGCAUGAGUGUUGAGGAGAUGUAUGAUCCCUCGCGUUGCCUCCGUCAGUUUGGGUACGUACAGACCAUCCCCUCAGAUCCGCUUCCUCCAGUUGAUGUUUGCCGAUCUGCGAAUGUCAAGAUGUACUCCUUGUCCUACGGUCCCGGCUUGAGUGAGCUUUGGAAGGCCCCUCACUGCCACUCGGUGCAGUUGGAUUCGAUAUCGAGACCUGUUCAAAAACCGGAAGAUAUUGGAUUACAAGGGUUGCUUAAAGAGUACGACGAGGCGACUCCAUAA